CUCCAGCUGCUGCAUCUCUCCCGUCAGCCACCCCAUCCAGCCACCCCUUCCCAUCACCCACCCGUAUCCCCACCCAUCGUCAUGGCCGCUGCCGUCGCAUCCCCCGGCGAAGAGAUCACCGCUGGCUCUUAUGUCGGAUUCGACUCCAUCACUCGCCAGAUCGAGCACAAGUUCUUGAAGCGUGGUUUCCAGUUCAAUAUCAUGGUGGUCGGACAAACCGGUCUCGGAAAGUCCACCCUCAUCAACACUCUUUUUGCCUCCCAUCUUGUUGACUCUAAGGGUCGCUUUGAGCCAGAGAUUGCUCCUCGCGCGACUACCGAAAUCGCUGCUCAAUCCCACGUCAUUACCGAGAACGGUGUCAAGCUUCGGCUCAACAUCAUCGACACCCCUGGCUAUGGUGACAAUGUCAACAACGAAGGAUGCUGGGAUCCCAUCGUCAAAUACAUCAAGGACCAGCACUCUGCCUAUCUCAGGAAGGAGCUUACUGCCAUGCGAGACCGACACAUCCCCGAUACCCGUAUCCAUUGCUGUCUCUUCUUCAUCAACCCCACAGGACACACUUUGAAGCCGAUCGACAUUGUCGUUCUCAAGAAGCUUUCCGACGUUGUCAAUGUCGUCCCCGUGAUCGCCAAGUCUGACUCCAUGACUCUUGAGGAGCGAGCGAUUUUCAAGGAGCGAGUCAUGGCCGAGAUGCAAUACAAUCAGAUCAGAAUGUUCCCCUUCGACUCUGAAGAGCUCGACGAGGAAGAGCUUACUCUCAACGAGCGGGUCCGGGAAAUGCUCCCAUUCGCGGUUGUCGGUUCUGAGCGAAGCGUCAUCGUUGACGGUAAACCUGUCCGAGGAAGGAAGAACAGAUGGGGUGUCAUCAAUGUGGAGGAUGAGGCGCACUGCGAGUUUGUCUACUUGCGAAACUUCCUUACCAGGACGCACCUUCAAGAUCUCAUCGAGACCACCGCUCAAGUCCAUUACGAGACCUUCCGAUCGAAGCAGCUUCUUGCCCUCAAGGAGUCCUCCACAAAAGCUCAACAAUCUUCCAUCUAAUUCUCUUCUACGUCUUUUUCAUAUCUUUACAGAAUCCUGGGCCCCUGUACCCUCUCAACCUCAACCUUCUUGUCUACUAGACUUUUCCUCAUCUGUCUUAUUACGCGCUUAAUGACCGUCAUGUGAAGUAUUGACCCUUUCUCUGCGUCAUCAGUCGAAUGAGCGGCCCGCAGCAUCAUGAGACACCCCGAAGCCACCUGUAUGUCAGACGAUGAUCAGCUGUACGCAUACUGCUAUCACCUGCUUCUCACGUGAUAUGGUAGACAGUCAAGGCAGGAAUGCUCUUGAUUUUGCCCGAAAAGAUCUUGGAGCGCUGGGUUAUGCUUGAUCGGCGAGACGCGCGAAGGCCGAAUUACGUCCAUCAAUU
Messenger RNA from Cryptococcus amylolentus CBS 6039, 1408 nucleotides. RefSeq lists its product as hypothetical. Gene Ontology annotation, molecular function: GTPase activity; GTP binding; molecular adaptor activity. Lineage: Eukaryota; Fungi; Basidiomycota; Tremellomycetes; Tremellales; Cryptococcaceae. Gene Ontology annotation, biological process: cytoskeleton-dependent cytokinesis. Gene Ontology annotation, cellular component: cell division site; septin ring; microtubule cytoskeleton. Bases 82 to 1041 code for a protein of 319 amino acids. The record is from RefSeq and is a predicted model, not a curated record. The transcript has 9 exons.